Molecule: messenger RNA, 4195 nt
Organism: Varanus komodoensis (Komodo dragon)
Lineage: Eukaryota; Metazoa; Chordata; Lepidosauria; Squamata; Varanidae
Gene: CRADD
Product: CASP2 and RIPK1 domain containing adaptor with death domain
Exons: 3
Coding region: 129-728 (199 amino acids)
Biological process (GO): regulation of apoptotic process; signal transduction
Molecular function (GO): protease binding; death domain binding
Source: RefSeq, a predicted model, not a curated record
AUUUUGCCCUUAAGAAAGAUGGAGGAGAGCACUUCCUGUUUGGCGAUUUUACCCUUAAGAAAGAUGGUGCUGAAAGAUCCGUUUGGGCGACUGCCUGGUUUGAUAAAUGAUCCCUACGCCUAAUUUUGAUGGAUGCCAGAGACAAACAUGUUCUGCGCUCAUUGCGCUUGGAGCUCUGUGCAGAACUGCUGGUGGAGGGCCUUAUCAUUCAAUAUCUUUACCAAGAAGGAAUUCUAACAGAAAACCAUGUACAAGAAAUAAGGUCCCAGGUCACUAAUCAGAGGAAAACUAUGAUGCUUCUUGAUAUACUACCUACAAGAGGUCCCAAGGCUUUUGAGACCUUCCUAGAAUCUCUGCAAGAGUUUCCAUGGGUCAGAGACAAACUUGAGACCAAGCGUAAUGAAGCCAUGCUAGUGGCACCUGCAGAUGAUGACAUACCUGGAAUUUCACAACACAUUUUGAAGAACCCACCAACAGAUCAGCAAAUUAAUAAGCUUGCCAGGAGUCUUGGACCUGAAUGGGAGUCAAUUGUAUUGUCCCUGGGUUUGACAUGCACUGACAUUUAUCGCUGUAAAGCCGAUCACCCAAACAAUAUCCACUCACAGAUUGUGAGCGCAUUCAUUUCAUGGAGACAGCGCUUUGGAAAAAAAGCAACGAUGGCAAGCCUGUGUGCUGGUUUGAAGCUGGGAGAAGUAGAUUCUUCUGUGAUCCAACAGAUGUUUCAAUAAGCCCCUUCUAUCAUUGCACUUGGCCUUUUUAAGAAUUGAAGUCCAGAACUGCACACGACUUUGGCAAGCUCUUACUGCCUCAUGUUGACAGGAGUUGUUACCCUUUUUACUUUCUAACUUUCAACAGAAAGUAUUAAUUUCUGUUAUAAUCGCAAAUAACCCUCCAUUCAUAUUAAGUUUCCCUGUGUUAACUACUGUAUUCUUUACAAAUGGAAACCAAUACUAUCAGCAGGUGCCAGAACCUUACAUCUAUAUCAAUGGGGGAGUCUGGGGAACUUUCUAAGAUUCAGUUUGCCAUUUAAGAUGUGUAUUUACUGUUGUUUGGAGAGGUAUCAUACUCCACCCACUUUUCUUUUUCUUACCAGCCUUCAAAAAUGGCAGCAGGUGUUAAACACUAGAUGUUGAUGCAUGUGUUCUGCCAGAUUUCUUUGCAGUCUGAAGAAGAUUCUGGCUUUGAUGUUAUACUCUCCACUCUGAGAUCUAUCAGGAAAAAUCCUGGUGGGUGACUUCUCAUGCAGCUUAAUCCUAGGCAGAAUUCAACACACUUUAGAUCAUGGAAAUCAGUGGACUUUAGUGUGCCUAACCCUACCCUGGAUUGCAGCCUCAAUCUUUAGAAUCCAAGCCUUUAGAACAUAAAACCUAUGUAUCAAGCACUUCAAGUGUAAUAUCCAUAAUCCUUACAAAUAGUUCAGUAUUUUCAUGUUAAGUGUGUUUAGGGUUAGGGUUAGCUUAUUUUGUCUGUUUUAUUCUUUAGCCUCUUUCCUCCCCUUCCUAUCAACACCAGCCCUGCAAUUUCAGAAUCAUAGAGAUGGAAGGCACCUCAAGAAAGGUGGCAAAUGCAAAAACUCACUACUACAGCAGGCCUGAUUGGUAGCCAUCCAACCUCUGCUUAGCAAUCUUUGACAUGGGAGACUCCAUCUUGCUUCAGGGCAGCACAUUCUUCUUUCAAGCAGCUUGUACUGUCUUGAAGUUUGGUCUCAACCCUGUUUCUUGCCAUUUGAACCCCCUGGUUCAGUUCCUACCCUCUAAAUUAACAGGAAAUAAAUUGCCAUUUCCCCAUUCAUCUGUGUGCAAUCUCUUAAGAUAUUUGAAAAUAAUCAUCAUAUAACUGCUUAAUUUUUUUCCAGGUUAAGCAUACUCAACUCACAAGCUCUUCAUAGGAUUUGUUCUCUAGGUCCUGCAGAUUUCUUCCAUGUUCCAUACGCAGAGAGAGCAGGGUGGCGUAGUGGUUAAGAGCAUGGAACUGGGACUUAGGCAAUUUGGAUUCUACUCCCCACUCAGCCAUGGAAUCAAGUGUCUGACUUUGGGUCAGUCACAGACUCUCAGCCCAACCUACCUGACAAAGUUGUUACGGGGAUAAGAUUGAGAGCUGCAGGAGAAGAAUUAUGUAAACUGCUUUGAGUCUUUGUAACAAAAAUGUCAGUAUAUAAAUCUAAUAAAUAUUCUUAAAUUUUGAUUCUUUGCAGAAUUCCUGGUGGGGUCUGAUCAAAGCAGAGUAGACUGAUAAACACUUUUACAGUCUCCAAGUGUUUUACCCACUGGUUCACACCUAGUAUUUCCUUUUAUUCAAUUAAAUUGGCUUUCCUAUAUAAUCAGGGUUGCAGUGCUGGCUAUAAUCAGUUUUCCCAUCCUCAGUAUCAUGAAUCCCAAGAUGAUAUAAUUACUGUUCCCCACACUAGGUCCACACUACUUUCAUCUCAUCAACAGUUCUUUCCUUGGUAAGGAUUAGGCCCAGAAUAGCUGAUCCCUUGUCUCUUCUUUGAUAUAUGAAAUUAUCAGCAAUUCAGUUCAGAAACUAUCAGGCAUUUCAUUCUUAGCAAAAUUUAACAGUUAUCAGGAUCUGAUUAUUGCUAUGUUUUUUCUUUGCAAAUUUGGUCAUCUGAUCUAAAGAGGGCAUCAUCCAAGACAUCUCGUUAACUUGGUGAUCCAUAGCAGACUAUUGUGAUCCAGAGCUUUGACUAUUGUGUAGUAUAAAAUUAAUAAAUUGCAAAUUCUGAUUAGUAGGUGCAUUGGCUGUGGCCACCAUUUUUAUUCAACUUGGUUGGUGCUCCAGCUGCAUCCAUUGCUAGUGUGGGCAGAUCUGGCCAUGCCCUACUUGAUUAUUUAUUUUAUUUAUAUUCCAUCUUUUUCCUUACAACUAAAUCAAAGCAGCUUGCAACAUUCUCAUGGUUCAUGAGAUUCAUGUUCUUCCCAUCCUGUAAGAUCAGCUGUUUCACCUUUGUUCUACUCUGUUGCCUUUAGAGGUAGCAGUUGCAAGAGGGAUUUCCUGAUAGCAGCCCCUACCCACUGCUUAUGUUUAAGAGAUUAUCCUUAUCAUCAGGCCAUCAUCCUCUGUAUUUUGUGUUUUCCAGCAAGAGGACACAUUUAUCUUUAAAUAAACAUUCACUGCAGCUGUUGCUUACUUUUUUUAGUGUCUGUAUAUUUUGGAAGUUCAGGGUUGUGUGUUUCCGGUUGCUUUCAGUUUGUUGAUAUGUUACCAUGAUUGCCUUUAUGCCAUUACACAUUGUAAGAUGCUUCGAGCUACAUUUUGGAGAGGGGAUGGGUAGGGAAAUUGCUUAAAUGGUUAUUAUUUCCCUCUUGUCUGUUUUUACUCAGAAACUCUCAAUCUUCCAUGCUUCAAUUCAUGGAUUUUUUCACAUGUGCAUGCAUCCUUUACAUGUAAUGCUAUUCUUUCUCCCUUCCUGUUUCAUCUGUUCCUUUUGGAUAAGUGAUGCCUUCAUUCCCUAAUAUUCCAGUCAUUCUCCCUUAAGGUUCUUCUCAUAUAAUAAAGAGCAUCUUCUUUUUAAUGACAAUGGUGACUAAUUUUAAUUGUUUUUCUGCCCAAUCCUUAGUUAAUUGAUCCAUGGGAAACAAGUUUAAUCUGUGAGGAUGAACAGGCAGACUGCGAGAUCCAGGUGCACUAUUUCUUGCUCUUGCUCUCACUUUUUGUCCUUUUUCCCCUUUCUUUGACUUGAAAUAAAUAUUUUGCUCAUGGGUUUUAACACCUGUGAAUUACUGGGAUAAAACUUUAAAAUUUAGGGCCAUAGCAAAGAUUACUUGAAAGUAAUUGCUUCCUUUUUUUUUUUUUUUUUACUUUAGAGUUGGCACAGGGGCAGUCUGGAUUGGGACUGGCAGGACAAAAUGAGCAAAUACUUUGCCAUAGUACACUAAAAGCCUGACUCUGUAAGAACAGCUUUAGACUUAAAAUGAGAUUCUUAAUCAAGAAUCCAUGUUACAAGCCUUGUUUCCCAGUAUGCCUUAGAAAUGCUAAUGUCUCUGUCCUGAUACCUGUCCUGGAUGUUCUUUCUUUGUAGUGCCUCAGUCCUUUUAGUUUUAUUCUAAUGUGCCUCUAGUGAUCCCCCAUCCCUCCUCCAAAUUGUAUGUAACUGAAAAAUAUCUUGUACAGCCUCCAUCUUUGUAAUCCUUUUGGGAGCUGCCUACAUGCCACUUGUUAAUUUCUAUAUGUCUGAAUAAAACUGUAAAUGUUC